CAGCUCAGUUUGUUGACUUUCACGGUCCCGUCCCCGCGUUACUGGCCCGCGGCGUCCUCCCGCCGAGGUCCCGAUCGGUCGGCGUCCUGCAAUGUCUGCCCCAGCGACAGAGGGCGGUGGGCCUUCGGAUGAGCUGAUCUUCUAUGUGAAUGGCAAAAGGAUAGUGGAGAAGAAUGCUGAUCCGGAGCAGACAUUGCUGUCUUUCUUGAGGAAAAGACUCCGUCUCACAGGUACCAAGUAUGGUUGUGGUGGAGGUGGCUGCGGAGCAUGCACUGUGAUGAUAUCAGCAUAUGAACGUAUUACCAAGAAGAUUGUACACUAUUCAGUCAAUGCCUGCUUGAUUCCUGUGUGUUCACUCUAUGGCACUGCAGUCAUCACUGUGGAAGGUGUUGGAAAUGCAAAAACCAGGAUACAUCCAGUUCAGGAACGGAUUGCUAAAAGUCAUGGAUCUCAAUGUGGCUUCUGCACCCCUGGAAUGGUGAUGUCCAUCUAUGCUUUGCUGCGCAACCAAGUUGAACCUACAUCAGACCAAAUAAUGGAAGCCCUAGCUGGUAAUUUAUGCCGCUGCACUGGUUACAGGCCUAUCAUUGAUGGUUGUAAAACCUUCUGUAAGGAACCAUUUUGUUGCCAAAGUAAAAAGAAUGCGGGAUGUUUCUUGGAUCAGGAAGAUCAUUUAUCUUUGUUACCUAGUGAGGACGAAAAGAUUUGUACAAGACUGUUCUCUGCAGAAGAAUUCCAGCCCUUGGAUCCCACCCAAGAACUUAUAUUUCCACCUGAACUCAUAAAAAUAGCUGAAAAUCAGACAGUACAAACUCUUACUUUCCACGGGGAAAGAACCACAUGGAUUUCUCCUGUAAAUCUACAGGAACUUCUAAAACUGAAAGCCAGGUACCCCAAGGCACCUCUCGUCGUAGGGAAUACUUGCGUGGGAGUUGAGAUGAAAUUUAAAGGGGCCUUCUAUCCCCUUCUUAUUUCGCCCACUAGAAUACUGGAUCUGCAUGUGGUGGAACACACAAAGGAUGUACGCAAAGUCCACAAGUCGUGUGCAGAAGCAGAACUCUGCCAGCACAGUGGGCAUGUGGGCAAAUCUUUUGGAGGCAAUAUCAUAAGCAGAAGUUCAACAUCGGACAUCAUCCCUUGUCUAGCAGCUGGCAACUGCAUCCUCAAUGUGGCAUCACAAGGGAGAUUGAGACAAAUUCCUUUGAGGCACCUUUUUGCUGAUGGACUUGGAAAAAAUAGCCUUGAACCAGAGGAGGUCCUAGUGUCUGUCCAAAUUCCACAUUCCAGGAAGGGUGAGUUUGUAUCUGGGUUCCGACAGGCCACACGGAGGGAAAACGCCUUACCUAUUGCGAAUGCAGGAAUGAGGGUCCUUUUUGAAGAUGGCUGUGACAUCAUCAGGGACUUGAGCAUCUUUUAUGGUGGGAUUGGUCCCACUACAGUUGCUGCAACGCAAACAUGCCAGAAGCUCAUUGGGAGACUGUGGGAUGAGCAGAUGUUGAAUGAAGCUUGCAGAGCAGUAAUCAAAGAAAUCCUUCCAAGCUCAGUUCAGGGGGACAAAGUAGACUACAAAAGAACUCUCCUUGUUAGUUUCAUCUUCAAAUUCUACCUGGAAGUGCUGCAUUCAUUGAAAACCAUGUAUCCCAGUCAGCAAACCGAUAUCCCAGAAAAUUAUGCAAGUGCCCUUGAAGAGUUUCGCACCAAAAUGCCCCAGAGCAUGCAAAAGUUCCAGUGUGUGGAGCCAGCUCAACUUGCCCAAGAUCCGGUAGGACAUGCAGUCAUGCACCAGGCUGGUAUUAAACAUGCCACAGGGGAAGCUAUUUAUUGUGAUGACAUUCGUGCUAUGGAUGAAGAACUCUUCUUGGCCCUCGUAACCAGUUCUAGAGCCCAUGCAAAGAUUGUAUCAAUUGAUGCUUCAGAAGCCCUCAAGAUGUCAGGAGUAGUUGAUAUCAUUUCUGUUCAGGAUGUCCCAGCCACUAAUGAGUUCUAUAAUUAUGAUGUCCCAGAUAUUGUAUUUGCCAGAGAAAAGGUGACCUGUGUGGGCCAAGUUGUCUGUGCAGUAGUUGCAGAUUCAGAUGUUCACGCAAAGCAAGCCACUGCUAAAGUGAAGAUAGAAUACGAACCCCAAGAGCCUGUGAUCCUGACCAUAGAGGAGGCAAUACAGCACAAUUCAUUCUUUGAACCAAAGCGAAAACUAGAACAAGGAAAUGUGGAUGAAGCAUUUAAAGCAGUUGACCACAUACUUGAAGGUGAAUUCCAUAUCGGGGGGCAGUCACACUUUUACAUGGAGACUCAGAGUGUCCUUGUCGUCCCCAAAGGAGAGGACAAAGAAAUGGAUGUGUACACAUCAACCCAGCACCCAGCAUAUGUACAGGAAAUGGUGGCCUCUUGUUUAGGCAUCCCAGACAAUAGAAUCAUGUGUCACGUGAAGCGGAUUGGAGGGGCUUUUGGUGGAAAACUACAGAAGACAAGCCUGCUGGCCUGCAUUGCUGCCGUGGCAGCUAACAAGACCGGCCAUGCAGUUCGCUGCAUUCUAGACAGAGGCACUGAUAUGCUGACCACUGGGGGCCGGCAUCCUUUCUUUGGCAAAUACAAAGUUGCAGAGAUAAUGCUGCUGAAAAUGGACAAUGCUUACAAGGUGCCAAACAUCCGAUGUCAUGCCCAUGUGUGUAAGACAAAUUUGCCAUCCAACACCGCUUUCCGAGGCUUUGGUUUCCCACAAGGAGGAUUGUUUACUGAAGUCUGGAUGACACGGAUUGCAGCCAGAUGUGGUUUAUUACCAACACAGAUUAGGGAACUGAACAUGUACAAAGAAAAUGAGCGGACACCUUAUAAACAGGAGCUGAAGCCAGAGAAUCUCCUCCGAUGCUGGAAUAAAUGCAUGGAGAAGUCUGCGUAUCACACCAGGAGAGCAGCUGUGGAAGAGUUCAACAAGCAAAAUUACUGGAAGAAGAAAGGUCUUGCCAUUAUUCCCAUGAAGUUCCCGGUUGGUUUUGUCACACGCUUCCUCAGUCAGGCUGCUGCGCUGGUUCAUCUGUAUACUGAUGGGUCUGUGCUCCUUACUUAUGGUGGUGUAGAAAUGGGACAAGGACUUCACACCAAAAUGAUCCAGAUUGCUAGCAGAGAGCUACAAAUGCCAAUGUCAAAUAUUCACUUCUGCGAAACAAGUACAACAACAGUUCCUAAUGCUUGCGGUUCAGUAGGCUCUAUGGGAACUGAUGUCAAUGGAAUGGCAGUUAAGGAUGCUUGCCAGACUCUUCUGAAACGUCUUGAACCCAUCAUUAGUCAGAACCCCAAGGGCACCUGGAAAGAAUGGGCUAAAGAUGCUUUCGAGCAGAGUAUUAAUCUCUCCGUUACAGGUUAUUUCAGAGGUUAUGAAGCAAAUAUGGAUUGGGAGAAAGGAGAAGGCCACCCAUUUGAAUAUUUUAUUUAUGGAGCGGCCUGCACAGAAGUUGAAAUAGACUGUCUGACUGGAGAUCACAAGAACAUCAAAACAGAUAUUGUUAUGGAUAUCGGACGCAGCAUCAACCCUGCAGUAGAUAUAGGUCAGAUUGAAGGUGCCUUUGUCCAAGGUAUUGGGCUUUACACAAUGGAGGAACUGAAGUUCUCCCCAGAGGGAGUUCUAUGCACACGUGGCCCAGAUCAGUAUAAAAUUCCCGCAGUUUGUGACAUCCCAGAACACUUCAGUGUCUCCCUGCUGACAUCUUCCCAACAAACAACAGCAAUCUACUCAUCCAAGGGCCUUGGAGAAUCAGCACUUUUCCUGGGCUGCUCAGUAUUUUUUGCAAUAUGGGAUGCUGUGGCUGCUGUAAGGAAGGAAAGAGGCUUGUCGGCGGACUUUAAGCUGAACAGUCCUCUGACUUCUGAGCGCAUUCGAAUGGCCUGUACUGACCAGUUUACUGCAAUGAUCGCAAAGGAUGAAAACAAGCCCUUGGAAUGAGCACUAGGACCUGGUGAAAAUUGCUGCUCAUCUGGCACUGAGCAUUAAAUAAGUUUGCCAACAAGAGACUGACGGUGGCGAAUUUGAUCUGGAAUGGUAAAAUCAUCUCAAUUGAAGGUUCGGGAGCCCUUCAAGAAGACACCCUGCAAGACUCCAAACUCUUUAUUUUAAAAAGCUUCAUAUUCCAGACUCCUGGCCCAUGGGCAAAAAGUCCUGGAAAUUGAGAUUGUUUGCUAAUUGAUACCAGGACAUCACAAUGCCUCUAAUUUUGAACUUGGUUUUGGAAGAACUAACAAAUAAUAUUAACCCUUUUUUCUGAAAUUAGGGUCUAGAAUAUUUCCUGAACUUGGAACUUUAUUUCUGAAAAUAGAACUGAAUUAUUUCAUUAUAUAAGUUUUUUCCCUCACUCUAUCUUCUGCAUUUGACUAAAUUUAGUUCUUCACAUGCCCAGAGCAAAUCAGUAAUCCCUCAGCUUAGCUUUAUGCAUUCAAGCAAGGUCAGAAGGAAGUAAAAAGGGGAGUUAGCAAUUUUGGCAUGGGUCAGUUUAGUGCUCCACUGCGAGUUAAAGGCAGGAGGAUUGAGGAUGAGUGAUAUUAUUUAAACAGUAACAUUAGAAACUCACUUUGUUAUCUUGCUCACUUUAUUUGUGGUAGCAGCAUUGUGCAUUGUAGUCCUUUUCGGCUGCAGUCCAAUCUAGAUGAACAGGGCCUCCAAACUUGGAGGCUGAAGAGCUUCCAGUGAAGAAUGGAAGUGGCAGAAGCAAUCUGCUUCUCUCUGCUCUUCCCACUCUUUUUCUCUAGACAGCCAUUUUCAGCCCUCUUGCCAAGGCACUGCAGAAGACAGAGGCUACUGUAUCGUGCUCUCUGCACUCCUCCCCUCCAUGUCCACCAAACCUGCCCUUUGCCCCUUCUCUGAGAUCGUGUGCCUGGCCUCAGGGCAGCACCCAGCCAUGGUUAUUUCUGCACUGGGAUGUGGAGGGGGCUGGUGCACAGAGGACCUCCUCCAAGGUCCGGGCUCUGUCUCCAUUCUUGGAUCAAAGAAUCCACAGUAUCUUGUACCCCCCAUAGGAUUGCUUCUUAAGUAAUCUUUAUAUUACAUUCUAUUUCAUGGCUGAUCAUAUAAUCACAGAAAAAGUUUCUAAUACUCAUAUAACCUAUUCUUAAUUUUUGUAAUUUUCUUAACUAAAACAUGCAAUGGAUUUCAGUGUGCAUUUUAGUCUGUGGGGAGGUUUGUUUAGCCCUAAUUUGGUUACCCACUAGGGUGUCUGGAACCCAAUUAGUAUAGGUUCUAAAGUUAAACAGCACUGAUUUAACAAAGUGAUCUCUACAUUUCCCUCUGUUUAAUUAAUGAAAGCAGUGCAGUUUAUUUCGAUCCUUGGUUUCUCCUGGGGAAUAUCUUGCUGCUUUCAUAUUUAUUUGCAUGGGAAACUGAUUCUUACUAUUUUCAGAUGGUUUGAAACUAAAGAGUUACAGUUUAAAGAGCCAGCAAUUCAGAUAUUUUCAAUCUAUGUAUAAAAUUCACUCUCCUAUCUCUAUUCUGCCUCCUUGCUUCCAAUGCCUUUUUCAACAGAUCAACUGAUUGAUUCCCUAACUGUCUAACAGUAUGAUUUAGCAAGAAUUCUCCAGCCCUUGGUUACAUCACAAUAUGAUAGACCGAAUAGAAUUUACAUACAUGCAGUUAGGCAUGUAUGUAAAUUCUAUUUGAGGGAUGAAAAUAAAACAGAUUUUCCCAGUUAAGCCCUGCAGAUUUCAUUCCAUGCCCCACAACUACUGGUGUUGAGCUAUUGGUCAGGCCAAUAUAUAGAUUCUGGUUUUUUUUUUUUGGGGGGGGGGUUAAAUGAAGACAAUGUAUGCAAAUUUUGAUUCACUUCCUACUUUAUUGCCUUUAAAUAUGAUCUAUGAUGAAAUAAAUCACAGUAUUGCAAGAAUUGUUAUUUACUGUCCAGAGACUUGGCUAUUGGUCAGUAUAGGAAUUGAAAGACAGACAGACAGACAGACAGACAGAAAGACGAAUUUUGCUGUGCAAAAUGUUUACAAGAUACAGUUAUUUUCUAUAAACUUCUAGGGAGUGUACAUUAAGAUUGGCCAUACUUCCUGAACAUGAAGCAUUGGCUAACAUAAAUUAAGAGCAUUAAAAUACUUCACAAAUUUGUCCAUGUAAGAUGGUUUAUGCUACUAUAUAGUUUGUGC
This is a messenger RNA of Varanus komodoensis (Komodo dragon), 6126 nucleotides long. Its product is annotated as aldehyde oxidase 1-like. The transcript has 34 exons. Gene Ontology annotation, molecular function: 2 iron, 2 sulfur cluster binding; molybdopterin cofactor binding; iron ion binding. The record is from RefSeq and is a predicted model, not a curated record. Bases 92 to 3937 code for a protein of 1281 amino acids. NCBI's taxonomy places the organism in Eukaryota, Metazoa, Chordata, Lepidosauria, Squamata, Varanidae.